This is a messenger RNA of Fonsecaea multimorphosa CBS 102226, 819 nucleotides long. RefSeq lists its product as uncharacterized. NCBI's taxonomy places the organism in Eukaryota, Fungi, Ascomycota, Eurotiomycetes, Chaetothyriales, Herpotrichiellaceae. Gene Ontology annotation, cellular component: lipid droplet; prospore membrane; ascospore wall. The coding region runs from base 1 to 819 and encodes 272 amino acids. The transcript has 2 exons. The record is from RefSeq and is a predicted model, not a curated record.
AUGGCGGUAGAGGGGCGUUCAAGAAUGUGUUGGUCACUUUGGGACGCCGUCUGGCUCUAUCCUCUGAAGGGCCUGGUCUAUUUCCUCCUACAUCCCUAUUACUAUCCUCUGUUCAAGGCGCGCCUGAUUCCCAUUGUACUCCUAUCCGCCUUCAUCUACGCCAACCUAUUCCUCUGGACAUUCCUUCCACAGGCGGCGUUCCUCGCCCUUUUCCACGGACCAGGGGCAUGGCUAAAUGCAACAUUUCUUGUCCUGGGUGAAGGUGCCGCGAUCGUCGCCCUUCUUUUUGAGGCUUUCUUCGUCGACGAGACUCUGGUGGAUACAUUUGAUGCUGUCCUAAUAGACCAAGGCCUGGCGGAUCUUGUGAGCGAGGGUCGUACGCUCAACCCUCUGGCUCAGAACUCGGUGCAAAUGCUUGGAAAACCUACGUCGUCGGCUGUCUAUGCUCCAUUCAGUUUCCGCCAAAUCAUCGAAUUCGUCAUUCUUCUCCCGGUCAAUUUGAUCCCUUUUGUUGGUGUCCCGAUCUUCCUCAUCCUUACUGGGUAUCGAGCCGGACCCUUUCAUCACUGGAGGUACUUCAAGCUCCGGGGAUUUUCCAAGAAAGAAAGACAAGAAUAUGUCAGGAACCGGCAGCUCAAAUACACGUGGUUCGGUGUGGUUGCAUUGGCGUUGCAACUUGUCCCCGUGCUCAGCAUGUUCUUUUUGCUUACUUCUGCAGCCGGGAGUGCAUUAUGGGCGGCAAAAAUGGAAAAAGCACGUCGAUCUAGGGAAGCCGCCGCAACACCAGGGGCCGAGAGAUAUCAAGAUCAUGUAGCAUAA